UGACCUGUUUGAGAAAGAAAAGUUGAAUUUAUUUAUUCAAAUUCAUAAUUAUUAAAUUGCUAGACUGAGUAAAGAUUUAGAAAACAGGACUUUGCAUCUUCACCUUACAAAGAACAAUGAUCUCAAUGUUUUAUGUGGAAUCGAAGAGCCUUGUUUCACUCAAAUAAAACUUUGUACUGAAUAGGAAUGAUUCAAACUGAAUGAUUCAGGAAUGACUCACUACAGCAAGGCAUUUUAUUAAUAGUUUAGUCUUACAAGAUCCCAAUGUUUCUGGUGACAAUAGCUUAACAUCUAAGGAACAUUUUAAUGCACAUGAAGGGAACAUAACUGUUAUAAAUUCCAAUGGAGUAGGUAAGAUGACAUUCAUUUGCAGAGAGGAUAAAGCAUACACAUGUGAAAUUUGCCGCAAAGAAUUUUUUAAAAAGAAAUAUUUACAAAAUCACCAGCGAGUUCAUACUGGAGAACAAAGAUACAAAUGUUACUUAUGCAGCAAAGGUUUUUACCACCGCUCCAAACUGAACAGACACGAGCUGUGUCAUUUCAAACAAAAAACUUACAGAUGUCUGACCUGCAACAAGACAUUCUCUGUUCUAUCGAAACUUAAGAGACAUCUGAUGAAGCACACAGAGAACAUGUAUAAAUGUCCAGUGUGCCAGAAAGGCUUUUCCUGUCUGUACUACUUAAACUGUCACUGUAAAAUUCACACUGGAGAGAAACAGUUCCAUUGCAAUCAAUGUGGCAGUGACUUUUCACACCGAUCCAACUUUGCUCGCCACUUAAUUAUUCACACUGGAGAAAAGCCUUUUAAAUGUCAGAUUUGUUACAAAGGAUUUUCUGAGAAAGGUUAUUUGAAGAAACAUCAGGUUGUUCAUUCCAGGGAAAAACCAUAUCACUGUAACCUGUGUCAUAAGAAGUUUUCUUUCUUAUCAAAGUUAAGAAAACAUGAAACUACUCAUAAUACCGGACAGCAGUUCAUGUGUCUUACCUGUAACCAGAUGUUUUAUCUAAAGGAGCAAUUAAAGGCUCACCUUUUAACUCAUACAGGUGCUGACAUCCACAACUGUGAGUUUUGUGGAAAAAUUUUCCUCUGUAAAACUAAAAUGAAGCGCCACCUUGUGGUUCAUACUGGGGAAAAACCAUUCAAAUGCUAUGUAUGCUUUAAAGGAUUUUCAGAAAGAGCCUACAUGCAAAAGCAUCUAGUUGUACAUACUGAGGACAAAAGAUUUGUGUGUCAGUUGUGUAAUAAAAGAUUUCCCAACCCUGCUAAGUUAAGAUAUCAUGAAGUAAUUCACAGUUGUCAGUCUAUAUAUAAAUGUCUUAUGUGCAAUAAAGUGUUCUGUGUUUUAAGUAGGUUUAAUCUUCAUGUGGCUAGUCAUAUUGAGGACAAAUUUACCCUGUGCUCUCUUUGCGGCAGAGCUUUCUCUUCCAUCUACAAUUUAAAAAGACACCAGGCCCUAAAAUGUAACGAUAAAGAAAUGAAUUUUAAGUUUGCAUCGUGUGAUGAAUUGUUCUUGAAAGAAGACAUUUCGGAAAAGCAAUUUUUAAAUCUUUCUGAGCGAAAUCAGGAAGUAUCCACUCAGAAAUUAUGUACAAAGAACCAUGAGUUUGAUGAUGAGGGAAAAUCUUUUCACAACAAUAUGUCAGGUGAAGUAAUUCUAUACAGACAUGACAACAUCAAGGUGUUCCAAUGUCACCUGUGUGCUAAAGUUUUCACCAGAAGUAACUAUAUAAAAAAACAUCUCUUGGUUCACUCUGGUGUCAAACCAUUCGAAUGUGACACUUGUCAUAAAGGAUUUUUGACUCACUAUAAUUUGAAAAGACAUCAGCUGAUUCAUACUGAAAUAGGAAGCAGUUGAAUGUCUUAAGUUUUGAGUGAAAGUAACAGAAAGUUCUUCAUAAAAGUAAUAGUUGGCUGACUUGUGCCUACAAAUAUCAGCCCUGGUUUGGACAAAGUUGUGUACACACCAUCAUCCCACUAGACAUGGUUAAUUUUUUUUUUUUUAACAUAAUAAAAGAAUUGUUUUGGACAUGUGAGACUGAAAUCUUUUUAACAUCCUUUAUUAGUCAUUGUAAGAAAUAGCUUAACAUCAUCAUAAGUCUAAAUAUGAGUUGGGGUUUUUACACCAUUGAAUCAAUGUUUCUUUUUUGUCAUUCCGCAGUUUAAAGUAAUAUUGAUCUUAUGUAUUUGUUUUGCUUUAAAAGUAACUCUACAUAAAUAUUUGGAUGUGAACUCAUGUAUCAAUAAGUGUUUGAUACAUUGGUGUUACUUAGUAUAGGAGUGUUUGAUACAUAGGUGUUUCUUAAUAUAGUUGUCUAGGAUUGUUUGAUACAUUGGUGUUUCUUAGUAUAGGAGUGUUUGAUACAUUGGUGUUACUUAGUAUAGGAGUGUUUGAUACAUUGGUGUUUCUUAGUAUAGGAGUGUUUGAUACAUUGGUGUUUCUUAGUAUAGGAGUGUUUGAUACAUUGGUGUUUCUUAGUAUAGGAGUGUUUGAUACAUUGGUGUUUCUUAGUAUAGGAGUGUUUGAUACAUUGGUGUUACUUAGUAAAGGAGUGUUUGAUACAUUGGUUUUUCUUAAUAUAGGCGUAUAGGAGUGUUCGAUACAUUGAUUUUUCUUAAUAUAGGAGUAUAGGAGUGUUUGAUACAUUGGUGUUUCUUAGAAUCAGAGUACUGGUAUGUGAAGUUUUGUACAGUAUUGACUGCAUAUAUAAGAUAGGUGUUAGCCUAUGCAGUAUAUAGGCAAUAUAUGUAUUGUGACUAUGCUCAUCCUCUGUUAAUAUUCCCUUUCUGUUGAGCUGUGCACAUGAUAACAUUCUCCAUUCCAUUGAAAGGAAAUCACACCAAUUGAACUUUUGGAUAAACUGCAU
Molecule: messenger RNA, 2865 nt
Organism: Biomphalaria glabrata
Lineage: Eukaryota; Metazoa; Mollusca; Gastropoda; Planorbidae
Product: zinc finger protein 664-like
Exons: 2
Coding region: 357-1856 (499 amino acids)
Source: RefSeq, a predicted model, not a curated record